Molecule: messenger RNA, 2141 nt
Organism: Anopheles arabiensis
Lineage: Eukaryota; Metazoa; Arthropoda; Insecta; Diptera; Culicidae
Product: leucine-rich repeat-containing protein 58
Exons: 6
Coding region: 589-1659 (356 amino acids)
Molecular function (GO): protein binding
Source: RefSeq, a predicted model, not a curated record
UUAGACGGUCGUGGUUUCGGUGCGCCGGAAUAAGCGACGUUCGCGCUGUGGCAAUUUGGCUGCUGGAGGCUUUUUCGUUCUCGAACGAAGAGUUGUUAGAGUGGCUUAGCUCGUCUGGCGCGCGCGCCACCAGCGUGUUGUGUCGCAGGCAAGUGCCGAACGACCAAAAGCAGUACAAGUGCCGUUCAACGCCACGGACAAAAGAGGGCAACGGGCAACUUGUGCUAGCUGAUAACAGACGACGACGACGACGACGACGACGACGGCCCGAUCACGAAUACACGCAUACCUACAAAAAAAUCGUGCUAAUACGUGCGAGAUUUGACCGUAGUGAAUUGCCCGGUGUGCGGAAAUCUGUACAAGUGUCCUCUCGAAAAGAAAACGAAAAAAAGAGCGAGGCCAUAGGAGCUACAUCAUCCGCCUGGUCGGUUAUCUUUCGAUGUGCCACGAUCAGCGGUGGAACGUGUUCCAGUGGCAGCGCAGUGUGGCAGAGCAGCAGUUUUUCGUGCGGGUGGUUAGUUCACGCCGGCGAUAGAUAAUACCGAGGGCACACAUCGCUUCGAUAACGACGAGAAGCUAGCACACAAAAUGGAUGUCGUCUACACGUCGGACAGCUGCGAUAGCGAUUCGCGCGAGCAGAAAACCGUCGAUUUGGGCCACUCGAACAAGCGGCAUCUCGAUGACGAUCUGUUGCGUGUCUCUAAAUCGAAGAAGCUGGCGGAGGAUAUUGAAACGGUGCUGCUGAACCACAACAAGCUGAUAAGGGUGCCGCUGUCCCUCAACGACUUUACCAAUCUUAAGGUGCUGGAUCUGAGCAACAAUCGCCUCGAGGAGUUGCCGGAGGUUAUCACGCAAUGCCAGCUGACGACGCUGAUCGUUAAGAACAACCUGUUGACGGAUAAAUCGCUGCCCAAAUCAUUGCUCGGCGCUGCCGGGCAUGGUCUGAAGGAGCUCAAUCUGAGCGGCAACCGUUUCGCGCACUUUCCCGAACAGGUGAUCGAGCUGCGAUCGCUCAAGUAUCUCUACCUGGGCGGCAAUCAGAUCACCAACGUUUCGAAGGACAUCUGGAAGCUGCAGAACCUACAGCUCCUGUCACUGGGUGGAAACCUCAUUACCGAAAUUCCGGAGACCGUUGGGCUGCUCAACCACCUGCACGCGCUCGUCCUCUGUGAUAAUCUGCUCGAGGCGCUUCCUGCGUCCAUAGCCCGUUUGGUCAAUCUGAAGUCGCUGUUGCUGCACAAAAAUCGUCUAAGACAUCUGCCACGGGAGAUUAUAACGUUGCGAAACCUAACUGAGUUGAGUUUGCGUGAUAACCCAUUGGUUGUGCGCUUCGUUAAGGAUAUGACCUUGAAUCCACCAAGUUUGCUAGAGCUCGCCGGACGAACUGUGAAAACCUGUGCCAUUCGCUACGCAGCGGAAGAUCUACCUCGGACCUUGAUCGAGUACCUUCAGACGGCCAACUGCUGUGUGAACCCCAAUUGCAAAGGAGUAUUUUUCGACAAUCGUGUAGAGCAUAUCAAGUUUGUAGAUUUCUGUGGCAAAUACCGUAUUCCUUUGUUGCAGUAUUUAUGCUCCUCAAAAUGCGUUGCAGAUACCAGCUCGUCGGAUCCGGGCAGCGAGCCAAACAGUAGCAUGAUGCGUAAGGUGCUACUCGGUUAGUUGGAGGAUGUGUUUCUUUGUUAAUGGUACAAAUUGUUAGAGCUUAUCGCCAAAACGCGCCAUAAAACGGGUUGACAGUCAUAGCACAACAUCCAUCCUUGAAGCUGCGUUUCACAUGCCCACGCCAGAAAAGGAACGGUCGAUUGUUGCCCCCCCCCCUCCCCUAUACCUAAAGUGCUACUCUAGUUCAACUGGCUACACUUUCUAGAAGAGAAUAUCAAAGCAAGGUUAUGAUUGUAAAUUGCAUGACAGAAUGUGCACAUUGCGAUACAAAAGAGGUGGAUGGAUAUCGUCAACCGUUAGAGUGUGUGUGGCAAGAAAGGACAGGAUGGGUCACCGCAAUAGUAGCAGCUGUAACAGCAUUCUCUUAUCGCAAAGCAGACGACCGCGACACCUCUUGGAAGGAUUAUGUGAUUUGCUCCAAGAGCAGCUAGAUGGGAAGCACUAAUAUUUACAAUAUAUACAUCAUAUACACAAAAGAA